Paramisgurnus dabryanus is the source of this 4100-nucleotide messenger RNA. It is a transcript of the gene morc2, whose product is annotated as MORC family CW-type zinc finger 2. Gene Ontology annotation, cellular component: nucleus. The record is from RefSeq and is a predicted model, not a curated record. Lineage: Eukaryota; Metazoa; Chordata; Actinopteri; Cypriniformes; Cobitidae. Gene Ontology annotation, molecular function: zinc ion binding.
UCUAACAGUGUCGGUGCUCGCGUGUGUUCGAAGGAAGGCGUUCUGGAGCGGUUCGCGGCCUUGCAUCAACGUUAUGCGAGCGAAAAGGAAUAAACAAGUUUUGUUUUGUAUCGUUUCCAUGCACACGAGUGAAACCGUUGGAUAAAUACAAAGCGAAGUCGCGGGAUGGUUAAAUGGUCUUAAUCUUACAUGAUUGAGUUGGCAGAAUGUAAAGGAGUGAAGUGAAUACAAUCAGCAUCAGUGUUUUAUAUUAGUAUAUAUUUUAUUUCUUUAUGACGAUGGCCUACCCAAAUUAUAGCUCACUAAACCGAGCUCAGCUCACCUUUGAAUAUCUGCACACAAACUCGACAACCCAUGAGUUUCUUUUUGGCGCUUUGGCUGAACUUGUGGACAACUCGAGAGAUGCAAAUGCCACACGGAUAGACAUCUUCACAGAGAAGAGACCGGACCUGAGAGGAGGUUUUAUGCUCUGUUUCCUUGACGAUGGCACUGGAAUGGAACCCAGUGAAGCCACACACGUUAUCCAAUUUGGCAAAUCCAGCAAACGCUUUCCAGAAUCCACUCACAUCGGCCAGUAUGGAAAUGGAUUGAAGUCGGGUUCGAUGCGAAUCGGCAAGGACUUCAUUCUUUUCACCAAAAAAGACAACAAAUUAACCUGUUUGUUUUUGUCACGAACAUUUCACGAAGAAGAAGGGCUGGAUGAGGUUAUCGUUCCAUUGCCCAGUUGGGAUUUGCAGACCCAGCAACCUCUGUCUCAAGACACAGAGAAAUACGCAACUGAAACCGAACUGAUCUUUAAGUAUUCUCCUUUUAAAAAUGAAGAGCAACUGUUUCGUCAGUUUAAGAAGAUUGAAGGACCAAGUGGCACUCUUGUUGUAGUUUAUAAUCUAAAGUUGAUGGACAACAGAGAGCCAGAGUUAGAUGUGGAGACGGACCACCAGGACAUUAUCAUGGCUGGGACACCCGUAGAAGGAGUGAAGCCAGAGAGAAGGUCCUUUCGUGCGUAUGCUGCGGUCCUUUACAUCGACCCCAGAAUGAGGAUCUUUAUUCAGGGCCACAAAGUCAGAACCAAAAGAUUGUCCUGUUGCUUGUAUAACCCCAGGAUUUACAAAUACACCUCAACGCGCUUUAAAACCCGAGCAGAACAGGAAGUCAAGAAAGCAGAUCACCUCGCAAAACUCGCUGAAGAGAAGGCGAAGGAGGCGGAGAGUAAAGCCCGAGCGCUGGAGCUGAAGCUUGGUGAUGAUUUAUCCAAAGAAGCCAGGGCUGCGCUGAGAAAAGCACAAGAUUCAGCUGGAGCCCUGCGCUCAGAAGCUACCAGAAAACAAGCCAUCCAUGCAUCCAAACAAAAAGCUUUGAAAGAACCCAAGGAACUGAACUUCAUAUUUGGCGUGAACAUCGAAAGACGAGACCAGGAUGGGAUGUUCGUCUAUAACUGCAGCCGUCUCAUUAAAAUGUACGAGAAGACGGGACCACAGCUGGAGGGAGGAAUGGCGUGUGGUGGAGUUGUAGGAGUGGUGGAUGUUCCCUAUCUAGUGCUUGAACCAACACACAACAAGCAAGACUUUGCAGAUGCUAAAGAGUACAGACACCUGUUGAGAGCAAUGGGAGAAUAUCUCGCCCAAUACUGGAAGGACAUUGGUAUAGCUCAGAAAGGUAUAGUCAAAUUCUGGGAUGAGUUCGGUUAUUUGUCGGCGAACUGGAAUUCGGCCCCAUCAAAAGAACUUCGGUUUCGCCGACGAAGAGCCAUGGAGAUACCGGUCACCAUUCAGUGCGAUAAAUGCUUAAAAUGGCGGACGCUGCCAUUUCAGAUGGAUGCUGUGGACAAGCGCUACCCAGACAGCUGGGUGUGUCUCAUGAACCCAGAUGGAACCCAAGACAGAUGUGACGCCCCUGAGCAGAAACAGAAUUUGCCCGCCGGUGUUUUGAAAAAAGACACCAAGACGUCAGAGGACAAACAGAAAGAUUUAUCGGAAAAAAUCCGCCAACAGCAGGAAAAACUGGAGUCCUUGCAGAAAACGUCGACAAUUAAAUCGACAGCAGAUAUAAAACAGCUUCCUCUAGAUGUCAGUGCAAAACCUGCAGAAGAGCGCACACCUCAGCCGACCCGCUCAUCACAGCGAGCGGCACAACGCCCGCGCUCACCGCCUCUUCCUGCUGCAGUUAAAAGAGCCGUCAGUCAGCAACCAGCAACGAAAACCCCGCCUCCUAAACCAGCGCCCCCCUCACGUCCUGCACGGACCCCACCAGCCCCUCCACCUAAAGCUAAGGCAUCACCCGCUCCUCCUACCACAAAGGUGACAAAGGCCGCUCCCAAACCCGUAGCUCCGCCCCCAGCCCCACCUUCAAAAGCACCUGCUCGCAGAAGUGCCACUCAGAGCCGCGUUGCUACACCAUCGUCUACCAAAACUCCAGUCAAACAAACUCCACCCAGCAAGAAAGUAAAUGCAAAGAAGGGUAAAGCCCAGAAAGUAGAAGAUGAGGAGGAAGAGAGUGAAGAGGAAGAGGAGGAAGAAGAAGAAGAGGAAGAAGACGAGGAGGAAGAGGAUGACAGUGUGUCAGAAGAGGAUGAACCUCAGCCAAAAAAAUCUAAGAUGGCGGCGACCGCUCCGAGUCGAGGAAAAGCUGUGGUGGAAAAAAUCCAAGCACCACCCAAACAGACCAUCACAGAGAGUGUCAGUAAUAGCACUAAUGAAGAUCUAAAGAAAGAUGCAACAAAAAAUGCGCAGAAAGAUAAAGGCAUUCAGGUUGAGGCGAAGGUGAAUGGAGAGUGGUUCACAGGUCGCGUGACCGCGGUCGAAGCAGGGAAGGACAACGUACGCUGGAAGGUCAAGUUUGACUACGUUCCUAUGAACACUCCUAGAGACAGAUGGGUGUUUAAAGACAGCGAUGAGGUCCGUCUUAUGCGUCCCGCCUCUCCUGAGUCACGAAGCCCAGACACCAAUCAGGGUCCACCUGCUCGAUCUGUAACUCCGCCCACCGCUGCAGAGCCCGACACGACUCAGAGUGGGCCGAGCAGAGAAACGACCGAAGGUCUUGUGACUAUGAUGAGGACGUUGCUUCGGUAUUUUUUCCCGCCGGAUUUCCGAAUCCCUAAAGAUUCUGUGAACACUAUGAGCGCAGAGGACCUUGUGGCUUUUCCACUUAAAGAGUAUUUUCAGCAGUAUGAGGCCGGGCUACAAAGCUUGUGUAAUUCCUACCAGACCCGCGCAGAGUCACGCGCACGAGCCGUAGAGGAGAAGAGCAGCGGGGCGGAGACUAAACUACGAGAGUCUGAGGAGAAACUACGCAAACUACGAACAAACAUCGUAGCUCUGCUGCAGAAAGUUCAGGAGGACAUAGAGAUCAGCUCUGAUGAUGAGCUAGAUGCCUACAUUGAAGAUCUGGUCACCAAGGGAGAAUGAAACUCGGCAUCUCUUCAGUUUAACCCUCCUUUAUUUUCACUUUUUAGUGCAACUGUUGGUCACUGAAGAUGAUUACCGAUUGGCCAUGUUUUUCACCCCUCCAUCUGUUGUGACAAUAACCUGACUGCCAACUUCAACGUAAUCUUCCGUUCAAAAGCAUCGCUCAGACCGGCAGCCGACUCCAGGAUUAGUGCUCUCCGUUGAACUUUUGGUCCACAGGUUAAGAGAUUUAACAGGUUUUGUAGAACCUGCCGUUUGCCAUGUUUAUUUGGUUUCCCAGAUCUUAAGGUUUCGUGUUGACCUGUUUAUCGGAGCCUCAGUGUUGUAAAGCUUCAUUCUCGACUCUGAACUGCUGAAGAGUCUGUAGCUGUUUUUACGGCUCACAGGGACUCCUUGAAAACCAGACUACGAGUGAGUUUGAAAAUGAGCUUUAACUUGCUGCUAUGUUAUCCGAAUCGUCUCAAGUUUGAGUUACUUCAAGUUUCUUGAUUUCCAUAUACAUGGAUGAUUUGUGUUGUUUUAAAUUUUACCUUUCCGUUACCAUUUUGGGAAUAAACACUGAUUCGAUGCUGUUAACCUCGUUUAGUUACAGUAUUUAGUCUUCAUCUUUAUAUCUAAAAAUACUUUUUAAAAAGUUUUAUUAAAACAGUACAAUAAAGCUAAGAAUGUACAUGUGGUUCUUAUGAUGCUCUUCGU